This is a messenger RNA of Helianthus annuus (common sunflower), 502 nucleotides long. RefSeq lists its product as uncharacterized. The transcript is spliced from 4 exons. The record is from RefSeq and is a predicted model, not a curated record. Bases 34 to 414 code for a protein of 126 amino acids. NCBI's taxonomy places the organism in Eukaryota, Viridiplantae, Streptophyta, Magnoliopsida, Asterales, Asteraceae.
UCCACACCACAGUAAAGACUUUACAGCAAAACAAUGGCGUCGUUAACAACAGCACUGAAGACUUUGUUCAGCUUAUUGGCCUGUGUGAUGUCAGUUUCACUUGUUUAUGCAUUUGCCACUGAUUACUUCCUUUCUUGUUUCGACCCAAAAGCCAGGUGGAUGCAAGUGGGAUUGUUUGAUUUUUGCGUAGAUGUUUCGCUUAUAACCGUUUGGUUUUUCUACAAAGAAUCAAGAUGGAUCAUGCGACUUGUUUUUAUAUUUAUGUUAUUCUGCUUCGGAAGUUUUACUAUCUGCGGAUACAUCAUUUUACAACUCUUCAAGUUGUCGCCUGAAGAAUCUUCAAAAGAUCCCUUUUAUUUUGUGCUAGUGAGGCGUCAAAAAAGGUUAGAACAAAUGUCUUAUAUAAUAUACUAGGUUAUAUACCCGUGAGCUUCACGGGUUAUGGGUUGUUUUAUAAAAAUUUAUAUUUACAAAAGAAUUUUAUAUAUAUGAUUUCUUAUAA